AUUAAGAGCAUUAUGGAAAGCAAACUUAAUGGAAAGGUUUAUUCCCAAGCUAUGAGCUCUUUGAAUGGCAUUAUUUUUGACUCUACUGAGAAGGAUUUAUACAGAAAUAAGUACUUCAGCCCUCAGAAGAGGGAUUAUGUGAAAAGUGUGCUAAACAGAUAUUAUUCGAAGAACUUUCAGAUUCAUCAUCAUCCUUUUGAUAAAAAACCAACGAGGGAUCUUGAGAGGGUGCUUCAUGAUAAUCUGACCUUCAUGAUGACUAACCUUUCCUACACAAAUAAUGAAAAUAGAUUUUUAUAGACAAAGUGAUAAACUGGUAUAAGACUAAAAGUGGAGAAAAUGCAAAGAAAUUUACUAAUUCAACCCCUCAGACUCAGCAAAAUUCUCGGAUUGAGAGGAAGGCCAAGCGAGCAAGUCACUCCAUAGGUGAAUUGACCAAUAGGAGAUAUAAACAAGCUCCUAGUUCAGACAAUAAAAGGUUUACCCUCCCUACAAAGAAGUAUUGGGAUAAUUUCUUAACUCCUGGUAUGGCUAAAAGCAUCAAGGUUGAAAAAGUGGUGGAUAUGAAUAGCCUGUCAGCAACAUUGAGUGGGAGGAAAGGGAGCGGAAGCCGCCAUUUGAAUAGUGGAACUCUGCAACCUCCUGUCAAGAUUCCUACUUCGUCAUCGAUAAGUAGCAAUAUUUCAGCUGAGAAAUAAGGAAGUAAUAGCUAAGCUCAAAAGAGAUAUCGAAAACCGUCAGAGAAAGAACCAGAAAUAACCUUGAGAAGAUCAGAGCGAGGCUGCAAGACCCAGAACAAUUGUAUAUGAAAAUUCAGAAAUUCAAUUCAAGACGUCAACUUCAGAAGAGACAAAUUCCUUGUGGUCUCUCUUCCGAUGAAAUGAGGGAGAAAAAUCAGAAGUUUUAUGAGAACCUAAGGAAUGGGACCAAGAACCCCUGGAUCCCAUUGGAUUUUAAGAAAAUCAGGAAAAGCUCUCAACCAGCAGUAGAACGGACUAUCAAGACUUCCAGUGUUGUUGAGAGAAGAAAAAGUCAAGAUAUUGUUGAAAAUAAAGAGGUUGAGAGGGAAAAUCCACCCAAAAUCAUGCUUAAUCCUAUCAAGAUGGCUCCUAUGACUACGAAUCGAAAAAGAUCUAACACAGGGAUUUCAACUAAGCCUAAAAAGAUGCUGAAAUUAAGGUCUACUCAAAUUCUAGAUGACAAAAAGGCAUUGGAAAUCGACACUAAGGCAACCCAGAAUGUGAAUAUCAACGAUUUGCUUCACGAGAAGAAGCCCCAUAUCAAAAACUUAGCUAAGAAACAAGUCAUAUUCAACGACAGUGUCGAUUCCCCAAGCCUGUAUGGAAGCACCAGCCAGAUUGUGGAAGAGGAUGAAGAAGAUAGCCCAAAAAGGUCAAAAUUUGAUCUAAUCACCCCAGUUAAGAUGAAGAAGCUGAAGGAAAGUAAGAGCCAUAAAAAUUCAAACCAAUUUGAAGAAGAGUUAUACUUCUCUAAGAACUAAUGAGCUCAAUUUUAAA
Moneuplotes crassus is the source of this 1517-nucleotide messenger RNA. Lineage: Eukaryota; Ciliophora; Spirotrichea; Euplotida; Euplotidae. The record is from the annotation of a GenBank genome assembly.